AUGUCAGAAAAAGGCGCUGAAAAGUCUCAAAGUUCAACAAAUGAAGUCGAGGAUCCAGAAAAUAGUGCUAGCCAGAGUGAAAAUAAAGACGAGGGUGGUGUUGUGCCUCCGCAUGAACUCCGCCAUCCGCUGCAGCAUCGAUGGGCGCUCUGGUAUCUCAAGGCCGACCGAAACAAAGAUUGGGAAGAAUGCCUAAAACAAGUAGCCGUUUUUGAAACAGUCGAGGAUUUUUGGUCACUUUACAAUCAUAUUCAAACAGCUAGUGGACUCAGCUGGGGCUCUGAUUAUUAUCUUUUCAAAGAAAAUAUUCGUCCAAUGUGGGAAGAUGAAAGUAAUGUGAAAGGAGGAAGGUGGCUUGUUGUUGUCGAUAAACAAAAAAGACAGCAACUUCUUGAUAAUUAUUGGCUUGAGUUGUUGAUGGCGAUUCUCGGAGAACAAUUCGAGAAUCAUGGAGAAUACAUUUGUGGAGCGGUCGUCAAUGUACGACAAAAAGGCGAUAAGGUAUCCCUAUGGACGAAAGAGGCGGAAAAGGAUGACGUGAAUUUGAGAGUUGGACAAAUAUUGAAAGCAAAACUCAAAAUUCCUGAUACGGAUCCGCUUCGGUAUGAGGUGCACAAGGAUUCACAGAGAAGAACAUCGUCAAUGGUUAAACCACGCAUUGUUAUUCAGGGAGCUCAGGGAGCAACUCGACCAGCAAAAGAAGUCACUCAU
Mesorhabditis belari is the source of this 711-nucleotide messenger RNA. NCBI's taxonomy places the organism in Eukaryota, Metazoa, Nematoda, Chromadorea, Rhabditida, Rhabditidae. The record is from the annotation of a GenBank genome assembly.